CGCAUACAGCAUCGGAAUUACUGACUGCUUGUUUCACCUUUUUUGUGGAUCUGAUGCAAUGAGUGCUUUUACUCAUUUCUUAAAUCCUUCGAAGAUGGCUUGGAAGAAUUAUUAUUUUGCCGUCUAAUUAAAAACGUACAUUUUAAUAUUCGGUACGGUUUUUAUUCAUUCGUUUUUUUGUCACUGAAGCUGCACAGGACCAUGGAUCCUCCACCGACUUCAGAGAAAUCGCAUCUCAUCAACGAAAGAAAUGCCAAAAUAUACUCCUUAAAAAUUAACAGUGAAUUCUCAGGUUCCAAAGAAAGUUGUCCAAACUUGCCUUUGGGAAAUGGCGAUAUGGCUGGUGCUAUCGAGCUGAAGAGGCCCGUUGGAUCUCAUUGCCAUGGAAAAAAAGCAGCUUUCGAUGAGAGCCAUGAGAAACUCAUAGCAAAGAAGAAACUGUACAUCGCCUCCAUAGUCUGUCUGGUUUUCAUGAUUGGAGAAGUUAUAGGUGGUUAUCUAGCGCACAGUCUAGCCAUUAUGACUGAUGCAGCCCACCUUCUGACUGAUUUUGGCAGUAUGAUGGUCAGUCUUUUCUCCUUGUGGAUCUCCUCAAGACCACCAACCAAGAUAAUGAACUUUGGCUGGCACAGAUCAGAGAUUCUGGGAGCUCUGAUAUCUGUGAUGUCCAUCUGGAUCGUGACUGGGGUGUUGGUGUACCUUGCCAUUGAGAGGAUAGUAAGAAAUGAUUAUGAAAUUGAAGGCCAUGUGAUGCUCAUCACCUCAGGUUGUGCAGUUGUGGUUAACAUCAUAAUGGCCUAUAUUCUACACCAUUCCACGACCUUUCACGGUCACGGUUCAGGCUACCACAAGAUUGAUGAGAAUGGGAUGAGCCCUGUGGGCCAUGGCCACUCCCAUAGCCUCCUGGGUAAUCAUGGGAACACCAGUGUCAGAGCAGCAUUUAUUCAUGUUUUGGGGGAUCUCUUACAGAGCUUCGGAGUGAUGGUGGCCGCCAUUAUAAUCUACUUCAGGCCAGAAUACAAAGUAGCCGAUCCCAUUUGCACUUUCCUCUUCUCUGUGUUCGUCCUGGGCACCACCAUUACCAUCCUGAGAGAUGUCUUCCGCAUUCUCAUGGAGGGGGCACCCAAAGGAAUAGAGUUUAAUUCAGUAAAGGAGGUGCUGCUGUCUCUGAAAGCAGUGAAGGCCAUGCAUAGCCUACAUCUAUGGGCUCUCACCAUUGGCCAGAGUAUGGUGUCUGUUCACAUAGCUAUUGAGGAGAACGCUGACCCUCAUAGUGUCUUAAAGGAAGCCACUGAACUCCUUCAGACCAAAUUUGGCUUUUACAACACAACCAUUCAAGUGGAGCCUUAUUGCGAGGACAUGAUCCACUGCACCCAAUGCCAGGACCCUAUGGACUAA
This is a messenger RNA of Labeo rohita (rohu), 1398 nucleotides long. It is a transcript of the gene slc30a2, whose product is annotated as solute carrier family 30 member 2. Lineage: Eukaryota; Metazoa; Chordata; Actinopteri; Cypriniformes; Cyprinidae. The transcript has 8 exons. Gene Ontology annotation, biological process: response to zinc ion; zinc ion transmembrane transport. Gene Ontology annotation, molecular function: zinc ion transmembrane transporter activity. The record is from RefSeq and is a predicted model, not a curated record. Gene Ontology annotation, cellular component: plasma membrane. The coding region runs from base 202 to 1398 and encodes 398 amino acids.